GAGUUGAAUAGAGGAGUGAGUGAUAAGAGAAUUAGUAGUGAGAGAGACCCUCCCUCCCAAAUAUCUGAAGUAUUCAAACGAGAGUCGUCCUGUCCUUCAAAUAGUUGGUUGCAGCAAAACAACAAACACCUUGGCUAUACGGCUUUACCAAUAAAUAUCAAUCUCCUCUCCUCUCCUCCUCUCUCUCUCUUGAUGAUCCAAAAGACUCCGACCCAGACCCAGCAACGCCUCCAGAAGAAUAGCUACUGCAUUAUGGAAGAUAUUUAUGGAGUUACGGUGGUACCCAAGGAGGACCUUCAGCUCCAGCUUCAACUCCAGCCUCAAAAGCCAUCGCCUUUCCGCCUUAAGCUCCGCGUCCCUGAUGUUGGACGUGCUCUUCAGGAUAUGGCAAAGACUAGAGAAGCUGGUGAGUUUCUCAGCGGAGCUUUAGCAGGGGCUAUGACCAAAGCUAUUCUUGCCCCUCUUGAGACCAUCAGGACAAGGAUGGUGGUUGGUGUUGGGUCGAAAACCAUUCAUGGUAGUUUUGUUCAGAUUAUUGAAAAACAAGGUUGGCAAGGACUUUGGGCUGGAAAUGCAAUAAACAUGCUGCGCAUUGUUCCGACACAGGCAAUUGAGCUUGCAACGUUUGAACAUGUCAAGCGAGUGAUGACUACAGCACAAGAGAAAUGGAAUCAAAGUGAAAGUCCAAAGUUGCAAGUUGGACAGCUCAGUCUCAGUUUUUCUCUAUCCUGGUUGUCUCCGGUUGCUGUAGGUGGUGCGGCAGCUGGAAUUGUUAGUACCCUUGUCUGUCAUCCUCUCGAAGUUUUAAAGGACAGAUUGACUGUGAGUCAUGAAAUAUAUCCCAAUCUAAGUAUUGCAGUGCACAAGAUGUACAAAGAUGGUGGAGUAGGAGCUUUCUACUCGGGGAUUAAACCCACCUUGAUGGGCAUGCUCCCUUACAGCACAUGCUACUAUUUCAUGUACGAGACGUUGAAGAAAUCCUACUGUGUGACAAAGAAAAAGGAAUCAUUAACUCGUGUAGAGAUGCUCUUGAUAGGGGCUUUUUCUGGGUUGACAGCAAGUACAAUAAGUUACCCUUUAGAGGUUGCAAGAAAACGGUUGAUGGUAGGAGCUCUGUUAGGGAAAUGCCCACCCAACAUUUCAGCUGCACUAGCGGAAGUUGUGAGAGAGGAGGGUAUGAUGGGUCUUUACAGAGGCUGGGGAGCUAGCUGUUUGAAAGUGAUGCCGUCCUCUGGUAUUACAUGGAUGUUCUAUGAAGCUUGGAAAGAUGUAUUGCUAGCUGAAAGACGUAAAUCUAAAACACAGAUAUCGACUCAGGGCUAAAAUUCCUUCAAUAAAAUACACUUUCUGUCUUUCAUAGUCGUCUGAACACACUUUCAAGGAAGGCAUUAUUGUUGAUUGGCGCAUGGGAGACUGACUAGGAGCUGUCUGUCUUUGAAAUCUCAGCCCAUUUUUAAUAGAAAUGAAGCUUGGGUUCGUUAGAUCUCAUGAAUGGAUGGAUUUAUUUGCUGUUUUAGAAAGGUAAAAGAAGACUGAUUCCAACAAAUUUGAGGCAUUGUAUUGCUGAUAUGGUGGUGUUGGUGCCAUUUUUAAACUGUGCGGCACCAACAAAAGUUUUGGUUUAUGAGGAAAUGUCUAAUCAGAGAUAUUGUCGUCAUCUUUGGAUGUCGUGUGUAACUCUACUUUAGUCACAUGAGACUUAUUUAUGCUUCCCUUCAUUGAUCCGAAGGCAUACAGAAAAAAAACAUUUGUUA
Messenger RNA from Erythranthe guttata (spotted monkey flower), 1754 nucleotides. Its product is annotated as Mitochondrial substrate carrier family protein. The record is from RefSeq and is a predicted model, not a curated record. Gene Ontology annotation, biological process: transmembrane transport. Lineage: Eukaryota; Viridiplantae; Streptophyta; Magnoliopsida; Lamiales; Phrymaceae.